Molecule: messenger RNA, 2679 nt
Organism: Engraulis encrasicolus (European anchovy)
Lineage: Eukaryota; Metazoa; Chordata; Actinopteri; Clupeiformes; Engraulidae
Product: zinc finger protein OZF-like
Exons: 5
Coding region: 354-1886 (510 amino acids)
Biological process (GO): regulation of transcription by RNA polymerase II
Molecular function (GO): RNA polymerase II cis-regulatory region sequence-specific DNA binding; DNA-binding transcription factor activity, RNA polymerase II-specific
Source: RefSeq, a predicted model, not a curated record
CGCUUGGUUGUCAACAACAUCGGCAGGAGAAGAAUGCUGGAGUUUGCUGCAGUGAGCUGAGCAGUUGUGAUUUGAAUUGUGUCUUGAAGGAAGAAGAAUUUGAAGAGGAUAUUUGUCCAAGACAGGAAGUAAAAAGGGAAGAAGAGCCUCAUGACAUCAAACAGGAAGACUCUACAGAGUUGAAACAGGAAGUGAAAGAAGAACAGGGAGGAGAACCUAGUGUUGCGGACCACAUCAAACUAGAAGGAGAGUCCAGCGUUCUGGAACAUGGGGGAGAAGAGUCCAGUGUUCUGGACCAUGGGGAAGGAGCUUUUAUUCUUCUGGAACACUGCUAUGCAGCACCCCAUUGGGCCAUGUCUGUGAAGGACACCAAAGAAGAAGACACAGACAUUCUCCCUAUGGAUUCUACAGCAGCAGAGAUCUCUGUAAUGUUAGAAGAAGAAGAAGAAGAAGAAGAAGAAGAAGAAGAAGAAGAAGAAGAAGAGGAAGAGGAAGAAGAAGAAGAACAUGUCUCUACUUGUACAGGGGAUCCACAAAGGAAGCAAUUUAGGACAAUGUGCAAAACUUUGGAGAAAAGAAGAGGAAAACCGCCCUAUGAUUAUUCUGAGUGUGGAGAGACCUUUACUGAGAGGCAAUGUAUCAAAGUACACCAGAGAGCUGACGGACCUUUUAGCUGUACAAAAUGUGGGAUGGCAUUCAAACACAUAAAUAAUUUAAGAAUGCACCACAAAACUCACAUUGUGAAGAAGCCUUUUGAGCCUCUGACAAGUGGUUUCACGUCAUAUCAGUGUACUACAUGUGGAGAGGUCUUUUCAUGCAGACGGAAUCUCAAAAUACACCAGAGAAGUCAGUGUACUACAUGUGGAGAAUCCUUUUCAUGCCGCUGGAAACUCAAAAUGCACCAGAGAACCGAUCCAGGAGUUAAGCCUUACCAGUGCACCACAUGUGGAAAAGGUUAUACACCCAAAAGUCAUCUAGACAGACAUCAACGAUACCAUACAGGGGAAAAGCCUUACCACUGUAACGUAUGUGGUAAGGGCUUUGCAAAGAAAGAUCACCUUAAUGAACACCAGAGAAUUCAUACUGGAGAAAAGCCUUACCAGUGUGCUACAUGUGGGAAGGCAUUUUCAGCAAGAGGUAAACUUACAAGUCACCAAAGAAUCCAUACUGGAGAAAAGCCUUAUCAUUGUAAUGUGUGCGGAAAGGCUUUUCUACAAAGCAGUGGUCUCCAUUAUCAUCAGAGAACCCAUACUGGAAAAAAGCCUUACCAGUGUACUAUAUGUGGAAAGAGCUUUGCACAGUCUGGAAACUUGAAGGUUCAUCAGAGAACUCAUACUGGGAAAAAACCAUACCAGUGUACUACAUGUGGAAAGAGCUUUGCACAUUCAGGAAACUUGAAGGUUCAUCAGAGAACUCAUACCGGAGAAAGACCUUACCAGUGCACCAUAUGUGGGAUGGCCUUUUCAAAGAAAGAUGGUCUCGAAAGUCACCAGAGGAUCCAUUCUAAAGAAAAGCCUAAAGAAAAGGUUCAUCAGAGAACUCAUACUGGAAAAAAAACAUACCAGUGUACUACAUGUGGAAAGAGCUUUGCACAUUCAGGAAACUUGAAGGUUCAUCAGAGAUGCCAUACUGGAGAAAAGCCUUACCAGUGUAACACAUGUGGAAAAGCCUUUGUAAACAAGUCUGGUCAAAUCCGCCAUCAGAGAACCCAUAUGAGAGAACAUCCAUUCCAGUCAAAGGCCUUUGGAGAUUUUAAGAAGUUAAGAUUCAUCAGAGAAGACAUGCCGGGGGAAAUCAUCUUAGUCUCCAUCAGAACACCCAUACAGGGGAAAAGCCUUACCAGUGUACCACAUGUGGAAAGGCAUUUGGAGACAAGUGGCAUUUAAACUGCCAUCAGAGAAUUUGACACAUUAGAAUGAUCUUAAUCUCCAUCAGAGAAUCCAUACUGGGGAAUGGCCUUACCAGUGUACCACAUGCAGGGUGCGAUUUGUCGGAAAACCAGAAGGGGGGGGAUGUGUUUCAGAUUGUAAGCAAUAUCAAUGGAAAUACAUUGAACUGUGAUAAAAUCAUGUAGAAAAAUUGACGGUAUUAAGACCAGAAGGGGGGACAAUCCCCCCCAUCCCCCCCAUCCCCCCCUACAAAUCGCACCCUGACCACAUGUACAGUAGAAAGGCCUUUGUAGUAAGGGUCAACCGAUGUAGGUUUUUCAAUGGCCAAUGCCGAUUUUGCUCCAUCACCCUUGGCCAAUGGCGGAGAUGGACUGCCGAUUUCCUUAAGCCGAUAUUUGGGGCCAAUGACGGUCAUGUGUAAAUGUGUGGGUUGAAAUGUGCUGCGUGCUCUAAUAUAAAGUCUUGCCAUUAGUUUGCUGAUGAACGAACUAAACUGGAAAUUUAGGUGAUGUGAAAAGGGCGCUGAGAAACACUGCUUUGCAAUACUUAAAAGAUGUAGUUUUGUUUGAUAUCCCUGUAAAAUAGGUUUUAUGACUUAAUGCCAGUUCAAAAUAUUACAAAUGUCAAGGUGUAUGAAUGUUUAUGCAAGGCAAAGUUAUGUCUGAAUGUGCCCAAGUUCAAAAUAUUAAACAUUUCAAGGGGUAUGAAUACUUGUCUGACUUGUCUGUUCAAAAGUGCUGGAUGAUCUUGCCAACAGCUAUGUUGAAGACAAGAAAUAUGUUAUAUUGUU